Molecule: messenger RNA, 10043 nt
Organism: Pocillopora meandrina
Lineage: Eukaryota; Metazoa; Cnidaria; Anthozoa; Scleractinia; Pocilloporidae
Source: the annotation of a GenBank genome assembly
ACUCACGCAACCUGAGAGCGAUGUCGCGCGGGAAUCACGCUGAAACGAAGAAAUAAACUGACUUCAUCAUUGCAGUCCUGCAUCUAAUUCCAGUACUGUAAAUGGCACCCACCAUAGUACCAGGUAAUAUUCGCAAAAGAGGAAAUUCAUAUCCAGUAGUUAAGUACUUGAUUUGGCUCGCUCUGUUUGUUUUCAUCGCUAAGUUGCAAAUCGUCAGAAUAUCUGUAGCACUCGGUAAGAAAUUUGGUUUGACCCGAUUUUUAAUUUAACUUGGCGAUUUUCGCUGCGUAAUGGAAAAGAAGUUGGAAAACUGGAAUGAAAUGAACAGAAAAUAAGGACCAAUUUGGGCUAUUUUUUCAUCGGUUGCGAUAACUUUCUCCUGUCGCCUUGCAUCCGUAAUAAAUUACGUGGCACUUUGGAAUCACUUGUUUUUCUUUCCCGAGAUAUAUGAUGCUUUCAAUAUCGCAUCAGAUAAUUUCCAGAUUGAUAUUUUAUUGCGUCGAAUGUUGAUUGAUAGGACGAGAGCAAGGCACAAAGUGGAGAACGUUCGGUUCUAGGAGAGUCAGGAGAGGGAGUACUGUGAAAGGCAAACGUGUAACUCGAAACCAGGUUAAUAAAAAGGUUGGCAGUCACACAACACUCCGUUACACGCCAAGAUUGGCCAAGAAGUACUACAACUUGCGGCCAAGAAAAUCUACGCAAGGUCAGUUUUAACGAAUAAUUAAUGAUCCCAAAAACUCAAGUAGAAGGCAAACUAUAUUCUUAUAUAUUGUUUUGCUUGAGGUCUGAGAUCGAGGAAAUGAAAUGGGAAGGUUUCUAUAGAAACACGAAAGACCUGUAGAAGCACCCUUAGUUUUAACUUUCUGUAUGACGUACAAUUAAUGAUUCCCAAAAAAUAGGUAGAUGGAAAACUAUGUUCUUAUAUAUUGUUUUGCCUGAAAUCUGAGAUCGAGGAAAUGAAACGGGAAGGUUUCCAUAGAAACACGAAAGACUUGUAGAAGCACCCUUAAUUUUAGCUUACUGUAAUGACUUGACCUAAAAGACCUAAGUUUCUAAACCUCCUUUUACACUGUUACGUUGAAUUGUAAAAGUUUCAAAAAAUAUAUAUAUCUAUCUGCAUCACAGGAUCUGAGCCACCUCGCUCCGUUAGUACAAACUUUUAAUGAGCAAUACUUUGACAACUUUUCGAUACAAUUUUCAAGAAAAGGAACGAAAAAAGGAGUAGAAUCAGUCCAUCAAAUAAAUAGUGUUGAGUGAUCGCUUAAAGCGCUUUGAGCCUCCCUAAGGGAAGUUACUGAGACAAUUUUGUAAUAAACCAAAACAAAUGAUAGCUGUUUAGAAGUCUGAUAAACUUUAAAUUUAGCAACGAAGUGAAUCCUUGAUCCAUCAGUGUCUUACUAAAAGAGUCUCUGGCAUCAUUUUAUCUUAAAACUCUCAGAUGAAUGAUUUCCUUAAAAGAGACAUGAUGUUUAUGAGCAAGAACACUCAGUAAAAUUUUACACCAGACUCCCCGAGGGUCUUGGUCACGAGUUCUGAGGCGCAUCAGCACGUGACGCUAAGGGUCAGGACGAAUUUUUUCAGAAGAAAAAAAUAUAUAUACAAAUAAAAUGAAUUUUGUACAGGUUGGAACGCAGUGAACUUAUUAGGUUUGGUGCCAGAUAAAUUUAAAACUUGUAUAUAAGUGUAUAGAUCUCGAUGAAUUACAUACUUCCUUGAGUCGACUUGAGUAUAAAUGUGCUUAUUCUGACUGAUCGACUCGGCGUAAGGUUCGCCAGCUAUUGUCACACCUGGCCCAUAUUGUUUGACGAAUGCACCCUCAGCGUGUUUUCCCUCAGCGAACUAAAAACAGCUCCGGGGCAUGUGUGGGAGACGCUAAAUUUACCAAGCGUGUUAUGAAAUUAGAAACUUGUAUUGAACGCGUUUUGAUGCAACAGCGCAAUAUCACAAGCCUUAUCCUGUAUUUACCAGCGUUGCCACCUCAAUUUUCAACUGGGGGCUUGCCGGAGCGCCUGCACAUCCACAGUAUUUUACUUGAAGUGUCUGCGUCUGUGUUGGUCGGCUAAGUUUUUGGGCUUCCAAAGGACUAAUUAGGCGGUAAGUACAAACUUUCACCAACAAUCUCAUAGCUCAGUGAUUUCGUGGGGGACCGUAGGACGUUAAAGUUUAAACUGGAGCUUACGCGUUCCGAAAAGUUUCACAAAUGCAACUGUUAUUGCUUCCAACACAAUUGUGUCGUUCCUAUGUGGUGUGAGUUCGCUCCAACCGCUGGUCGACUGGCUUAUCCAGUGAAAACGGUGCAAUUCACGUUAAAUAUUGUGCGCGGAGUUGUAGUUGUAGUUCUUCAGUUAAAUGAAAAAAAGGAAAAAAGCAUCGAUAAUUGAGCAAAACUAUUCUUUUCUUUUCUCCGUUUUAUGAGCGUAAUGCGGUGUCCUUUUUCCACUGUGCCAGCAGGAACUCGCUGAAGUGGCACAGAGUUUACUCACACACCUCUCCUUCAAAUAAGAUUUUCUUUCUCUGAAAUGGGAAUGUGUUCCAUGGUAUGGCUGUGAUCUUGCAAUUUACCCUUUUACUAUGUUUUGAGGUUAAGUAAACUUCUCUUAUAAAAAUAUCGCUAAAGCUUUGCACAUGACAAGUUUCAAUAACCCAGCGUGUAAACAGCACAGUUUACAUUCCGUCGACAUUGCGUGAGGAAAUGGUAAGGAAAACUUCCGUACUUGCCACUUAAGAUUGUGUUUCUUGCUAAAAUUUCCAUUGUAAACAACGGUGUUCUUUCAUGUCUUUUCUACGUCAUUCAAUAAGUACUGGUUCAACUCUUCAAUCACUUAACUAGAUAUUGCUAUCUCUCUUCUGGUAUAUUAAAAAUGUGUGAAUACAAUCGAUUGUGCUUUUCAGCCUGAUUAUCUAAAUCAUGUAAGUCGUUAAACUUGUCCAUCAGUUAAGAAGAACCCUUUCUUUAUUUCACACAAUUUGCUCGGGAAAAAGUUGGAAUCAUAUCACAUUUUCUGUCAGACAGAAAAAGGGUCGGUUGGACUUCUAUAAAUUCUUUCAAUAAAGCUCACGUUAUGCAAAAAUAAUUCACCGCUGGGCCGGAUAAGAAUUACGAUUUUAUCGUUCCUAUUACGGAUGGAGGGAGUUUAAGUUUAAUAGUUUAAGAGGGUUAAUUUCUGGUUUGAGACCAGUAUUCUGGUAACUUAUAAGGGGACAGUUUUAAGUGAUACUAUCGACAAAGAGUCCUUUGCAAAUUUCCCACGACCAUAGAGACUGUUUAAAAGUGACCUGUUGAUUGCUUUUUAAAAGAAUCUAACCCAUGUGACCUAUUUUAAUAAUCUGGUUUCUGCAGAGCUCGGCCAUUAUACAAGUCCUUCAAACAUGGGUUUGUUACGAGACCAACUGGAGCAGUAUUUGGCCAGAAUGGAGGAUGAGCUUGACAAGACUAUCAACUUCUGGCUUGAAAAGUCUGGUGAUAAACGAAACGGGUGGGGAAGUCAAACAUAAUUAUUAUUUGAGUUUAUUUUAAGGGUCAUGGAUGAUUUACCAACUGAGACGAAAGGCCUCAAAGACCGCCUUCUAUGAUUAGGGUUGCAUGAUAACAAAUUAUUUCAUGUCGCUACGGAUAAUUACGUUUCCUCGAGUACAUAAGUGAUUCGUCUCUCAGUUUAGGAUCAGCUUUCACACUCGGAGCUGGUUAACCACGAUUGUGAAGAGAUACUCAGAGGAAUAACGUCAUCAUAUUUGAGGUUUUCUCGUGACGUGUUAAACUUAAUUGAAUUUGAAGGAGACUAUAAAUAUUAAUUAUGUAGCACAGAAAUACUCAAAUAAAGCAAUAAAAACCAAAGAGAAACAAGGGUGACUAAGGAUGGAGAAGAUUGAAAAGGUUUGUGAAGGGUGACAUCGCUCAGUUUAGCCUAAAUUUUUUAAGAUGGUCAAGCCUUACCAUAGACCCUUCUAACAUAACCUUUCCAAUUGCAAUUUGAAAAUCUCAUGAUGUAACACUUGAGUUUAUCCACCGACUAACUGAGUAAUUUCGAUCUAACUUGGGAACCGAUUAGGAAUUAAAUGCAAUAAACGCACCAAAUUUAACUUUUCAUUGCUAAGUAGAGUAAACGGUAUUGAUUAAGUAUUGUCCUUGCUUAAAAUUCCAUUCAUGAGUUUACAUCGAACAUUUCGACGUUUAAGUCCAAUAUUGACAACAGCAUAUACAGAGCCAAAAUAUUGUGCGCGGAUAUUGAACUUACAUUUAAUUUAAACCUCAAAAGAAUCACAAUUAUGUACUAAUGAGGCUACAGUUGACUUAACCUAAGCCUAAACACUUAUGAUCAUUGAGGCUUACAUCUCGAAGUUACCGUAGAAACAAAGAAUGUCGUUACUAUGGUAAAGGAGUACGUUUCACGCUCCUUCGGUCACGUCAAUUUUUCCAUUUAUUUUCCACUUGUGUAGAAGAGUUCUGCACUUCGUUAAGUUAUGGAUUCUCUCAAAAUACACAAUAUCCUCCUUAAAGUGCGAACUUUUGUAACGAUUGUUUUAUUAUUUUUCUUUUUGUCUCUGUGAGCUCUAUCAGCGCAAACCAAAAUGUGCAGGACAGUUACGAGAGCCAUAGAUUUUCUUUCUCUUAUCUAGGUAGAUAUGUUUAUUUUAUUGCUUUGAUACUACUCUCCUCUAAGAAAUUGCAUGCAAAGACGUGUGUGUGUUUUUCCGUUUACGUCGUCUCAACUCUGCUAAUACCUCCCUAAAAUAUAUCAAGGAUAUGGCAAACAACGCAUUCGACUUGUUUGGCUAUUAAUGCGGGAGUAAACCCUGUUUAUCUUUAAAUAAAAAGCAUUUCAAAUAAACUCUAACCUUUUGGCUGUUUUUCGAUUGUAGCGGUUAUUAUGUAUGUCUCGCUAGAGAUGGCAAAGUUUACGAUGACUCUAAGUACGGCUGGCUUGAAGGCAGACAGGUUAGUCUCGCUGUACGAUUGAAAAUAUAUUCGUAUGUUAAUUUUUUUUUUAAUCAUCAAAUGCUCAUAGCAACGUCGACAUCUAGCCAAUCACAAAAAAAUAAAAUCCAUGCUAAUGAGAUUAACCAAUCAGAGGUCGAAGGAAACAAAGCAAACCCGUGCUAAGCGCGGGAGAACACUCCAAAACUGAUAGAGGCACUACCGUGAUUUGAUUGGCUAGAAGGCAAGGAGCGAAGUAAUUGCUGAUUAACAAAACCAGGAGCCCAUUAUUGUGAUUGCUAAAGGACUCACGCCAGGCAGCGAUAUUUGUCUUUUUCCGCAAGUUUUGAAAGUGUACUACAAUUCAUUAAGGUGCUAUGUUAACAAGAAUCUAAUACGACUCAGUUGACUCAGAACUUGAUUGGUACAAAACUCUACACAGAUUCUUAAGUUAAAACUCAACGUAGUUGUCAAAUUGGGGGACUAAGAUCUCUGAGGUACUUUAAAACUGAAAAGGGCGCAGUUUUCCAUACAACUGCCCCUGUGAUACUUUUAAAACCUAUUAAAAAAACACUAAAUAAUUCUUAAGUUCCAAAGGUAUUGAGCGAGUGGGGCAGAAAUUGCUUGCAUUGAGAUUAUGAGCCAUGACUCAGCUUUAAUUACCUGAAAUGAAUUUAGAGAUGUAAUGCAUUUGUCCCUGACUUUCUCUUAAAUAUCAUAUUUAUAAAGUAUUUUUCACUGUAGGUAUGGAUGUACUCUAAACUUUACAACGAGUCUUGGAAAUACGGCAAGGUGAAGAUCCUUAAAGCUGCACUAUCAGGUAACGACAAGAAAGGACAAAGAAGCGAUAGUCAGAUUUGAUUUUACCGACUACUUUCUCUUUCAAAUUUGCGUGAAAAAGUGGUAAUUCAAAGCGGUAAAAUGCGAUUAAAAUUCUUCUUGCGAAUUGCUCAAUUUCAAUGCCUUCCAUAACUAUAUAAUACGUUGUGGGAAACUUAAAAAAGGGGUGUGGCUGAGUGGCUCCUGGGCUGCCUGUGUCAAAGUUAAGUGGUAACUUACAGAAUAAUUUACGAUACUGGAAAAACAUGGCAUGCUCGCAAAUUCCAAUAAAACGCUAGUAUGAAGAAAUUUAUAUUUCCUGUAAUUUCAGGUGGCGAAUUUUUGUUAAAUCAUAUUAAAAACCCUGAAGAUGGGAGAUGUUACUUUCAAGUCACAGCUGAAGGGAAGCCAAUUAAGAUUCAGAGGACAAUCUUCACUGAGUGUUUCUAUGCGAUAGCGAUGGCUGAGCUUUAUCGAGCUAGUAACCUUAUUAAGUAUAAGGUAGGAACGAGGUUAGGUACACAAUAAACAACACUGCGCUUCUUUGUCAAACUACUUUGGGAGGACAAACAACAAGAGUGGAAGAAACUGAAGCAACAUUUGAUUGAGUCUGACAAUGUGCCACAGAACUGUCUCAUUCUUAUUGCACCAUGUUAUGUUACCAUAGGGGGCUUUGCUAGAGAAAUACUAAAAACGAAUUAAUAGAGACAUGUUCUUGAGCGAGGCAAUCUAGGCGCUCUCUAAACUAGGGAGUGAACAAGAAUACAUGUUAACUAUGACGAAAAAGUAUCAAUGCUUGGGGUGGGGUAGCUUUCAGUGAACUGAGAACCCAUUCCAUAGGAGCAGCAAUUCUCCUCCUUACUAGAAGUUACGUAAACCGAGAAAUGCACCACUUAGCUCGAGCGAUUGUGCUGAGCAAUGAAGACGUGCUCAGAAAAUCAUGCAUCAAUUUCAUUUCAGGAGGAAGCUGUACGGAUGCUGUCCCUAGUAACACAUUGGGCACGAAUUGAUGACACGCAGCUUGGCCGACCCAAGCUGUCGGGCCAGGAGGCAGCAAAUCCCCUGGCUGUACCAAUGAUGUUGUUGUAUGUGAUCGACGAGGUUUGCCGCGAAGACGACGAGCUCCGUCAGGCGUACAUUGAAGAUGAAGAGUGGGCCGUUCAGCAGAUUUUAAAGCACUUACAGGUAAACUGUACAAAUUGACAUUUACAGUGCUUUUGAUGAAGUGUCUUGAAAACAAAAUCAAAGUGAACACAAGUGAAACACGCGGAGUGAUUCCAAAGAAGUCGCACCAACAAAGUGCGAUAACUAUCUCAAAAUAGCACGUUACUAAUGACAACGAGAGGCCAACACUAAAAACUUCAGUUUUAGAAAUUCUUUACUGUGUCAAACUUUUAUUAUCAACUUAGUUAAUAAAAACCAAAUUGACCUAGGACAACAUUCUUUCGCCACAAUUUCAGAGCAAGCUAAAUGCUUUGAAUUUGAUUGAAGCAAGUACGAGUACCGAGAUGUAAACAAAAUUCUUCAAAUCAUACAUCUUUCUUCCUAUGGGGUUAUGAGAAACAAUGUUGUAAAUCACUUACAGAACUCCUCUAACUUGUACCAACGUAGGAAUAAUUUCGAUUAACUCCUUCUAUCCUAGAGAAAGGGUAGAGUGGUAUUAGAAAAAGUCACAGAAGAAGGAAAAGAGAUAUCUGGUGCAGAAGGUCGACUCAUCAAUCCAGGACACGCUAUUGAGGCUGGAUGGUUUCUCCUACAGUAUGCUACACGUACACAAAACGACGAACUGGCAAGAAUUGCCAUCGACAAGUUUAUAGUUCAGUCAUUUGACACAGGAUGGGAUGACAUGUACGGCGGGAUUCUUUAUUACUUGGAUGCAAGUGGCUUCUCGCCAACACAGCUGGAGUGGAACAUGAAACUUUGGUGGCCUCAUGCGGAGGCACUGAUUGCACUCCUCAUGGCUUACAAGGAGACUAGAGAGGAACGCUUUAUGGAGAAGUUCGAUCUCGUAUUCCAGUACACAUUCUCGCAUGUAAAUACUGGGCUUACCAAUUGACCCUUUAACACCUAGACGUGAUUAACAUGAAACUUCUCCCUAUAAUAUCCUAGCAAUCUGCCAAAUAACCCGUUUUCUCUCAGUUUUCAGAUUCACAAUACGGUGAGUGGUUUGGAUAUCUCAAUCAGAAAGGAGAAGUGACACACACCUUCAAAGGAGGACCGUUUAAAGGUACGUUUGUAAGACAACUUUUCAAGGAACCACCCGAUUGUAUUUAAUUGUUUUACGUCGUUAACGGAUGGGGAUAAACGGAAGGGAACUGUUAAAUAAUUGUUUGUCAGGGUUGAAAGACACUUUAGGGUCAAGAUUAAUAUAAAACGGAACGAGGAAGGUCAACAUUGGAGACGACUUAUACGGAUGGCAAACAGGCAAUAUGAUGCGCCUAGGGGUAGAUCCACCGCAAGGCCCCCACCCCUCCCGCUUGCCCAGCCAUUUGAGUGAUACAAUGCGAUCUUGUCGUUUCAAGAAUUUUGGUGUCAGACACGUAGUAAAACGAACCCACAGGUAUGAGGGAGGUUGGGGGUGGGUAUGCAACCCCAAUACCUUCCCUCUGGAUCCUUCAGAGCAAUAAUUUCAAGUGACACAAUCUUCUUCAUGCUGUGUUAAUUCUUAACCCUGUCUGUCACUAUUCAAAAUAACUGAAAACAAUAUUAACUACUUUACAUAGUUGCGCAGUUAACCUUGAUAAAUAGCUCACAAAAUGCUUAUAUAUUUAUCAUAGGCUGUUUUCAUGUUCCUCGUUGCUUGCACAUGUGUAUCAAGAUGUUGAAGGAAUUACUUGAAGAGAAAACACUAACGAACGGUCUAGCAAACGGUCUAGCAAAUGGCAACGGUGUUGUUUAGGUCAUGAAACAGAAUGGACACAUCAAACUAUAGGAUAAUAUAUGAAGUGCUCAAGAUUAAGUAUUUUAUUCUUCUGGGUUGUCUAAUGUUUAAGAGAGGGUGACACCUUCAUUCAGUAUAAAAUCAAAUUGCAUGUUUGGAGCCACUCAUUAAACCUUCAUUGUUACUGGUGGUGCAUUUAGAGAUUUGUACACUCACAUUCAGUAAUCUUUUAUCCGAGAGGUCAGUUUUGCAACAUUCAAAAUUCUCCUCAGUACAGUAGCAAUUGAGAUCCCAAUUACAACACAAUGUAAAGAAUAUUUCAUCAACAGUAUGUAGAACUUGUAAUAUUAAGGCUGCCUUUUACAGAAUAAGUUCUAGAGCAUCCAUGAUUUUCCCAUUGCCUUAAACCAAAGGAAACCAUCACUUGUUGUAAUCCCUUAUGGCAAAGAAGUUGGUGUAUAUCAUAGAUGUACACUGGUUGAGAUUUUUUAAAUAAUAAAAAUCUAUUAUUUUAGAACUGUGGUCAUUUUAGGUAAAACAAUGGUGAGUUGAAGGGUUAAAUAAUAUGUAGAUUACAAAGGCAACCCUUAAACACAGCAAUAAUAUUGAUUUUUUUAGAGAAACGUUUUUUUAAAUUCUGGAUGUUCAUGGACACACAACAGAAUCUUUUCUUCAGAUGGUGUCUUUGUGACACCAAACAUCUGCUGUUUUAAUUUGGGUAUUUGAAUUACAUUUUUCAAAAAGCUUUAAGGAAAAAGUUCUUAUCAUACCCAUAAGACAAAUAGUUCCUAAAACCAUAACAGCAAAGGACUUGUAUAUUUUUGGGACAGAAAUUUUCACAAUGUCUCAACAACAUUGAAGGCUCAGAAACUAAAACAUCUCAAUUACCUAUGGUUGCAUCUUGGAAAUGGUGUUGUUCCUUCCGUUUCUGUUGAAGUUAAAUUCAUGAUUUCAUAGCUCCUACACAAAUUUCCCUCUAAGAUAAAUAACUGCCUAGAUGACUGAUGGAAACUUCUUGAGAUCACCUGUUGGAAAAUCCAAUUUUCUGUAAUAUUAUUUAUCCACAAUGUGAGGAGAAAACUCUUCAGUCCUCAGACACAGUAUCCUUGCAAACAAAAAUAAAACAAAACAGUAAACUUAAAAUUUACAGCACUGCGCCAGUUGCAUAAAGGGUGGAUAAUGCUAUCCAGUGGAUAAAUUGCUAUCUGGUGGAUAAGUGAUAGCAAAACAUAUAGUGUUAUCCACUGGAUAGAGAUUUACUUAGUGGAUAGUGUUAUCCAAUCUUUGAACGACCAGGGCCAGGUAUCCUUACAGAUGAUUGGUGUGAACCUGUUCCUGUGUGUAUAGCUCACACUUUGAGAAAGGUUUACUAAAUAAUUCAUCAAAGGGGCUAUUUUCCCUUGAAACUUUGGUGCUGCAGCAGUGGGG